AUGACCCACCGGAACGUUCUUAUCGGUUGCACCGGAAGUGUGGCCACCAUCAAGCUUCCGCUGCUGGUGGAGAAACUCCGCGCCACCAUUCCCAACGUGGCCAUCAAAGUGAUUGUGACCGGGCACGCCGAUCACUUCUUCUCCCCGGCGGACAUUCCGCCGGACGUUCCAGUGCUGCGCGAUCAGGACGAGUGGGACAGCUGGCGCACCCGUGGAGAUCCCGUGCUGCACAUCGAGCUGGGCAAGUGGGCCGACCUGUUCGUGGUGGCGCCACUGGACGCCAACAGUCUGGCGAAGAUGGCCGGCGGGCUGUGUGACAAUCUGCUGCUGUGCACUGCCCGGGCCUGGGACUUUGGCAAGCCGUUCUUUUUUGCGCCGGCCAUGAACACCCGCAUGUGGGACCAUCCGGUGACGGGGCAGCACGUGCAGGUGCUACGGUCCUGGGGUUUGCGGGAAAUUCCGUGCGUGGCUAAAACGCUCGUGUGCGGGGACACGGGGCCAGGGGCGAUGGCCGAGGUGGACACGAUCGUGGACAAGGUGGCGGCGUGUUUGGUGGCGAUGGAGUGUAGGAGGUAGGUAAAAAGGGAUUGUUUUUGUUUGGGAAUAAACAAUUUUGUGCAUUAUUUAAA
Molecule: messenger RNA, 629 nt
Organism: Culex pipiens pallens (northern house mosquito)
Lineage: Eukaryota; Metazoa; Arthropoda; Insecta; Diptera; Culicidae
Gene: Ppcdc
Product: phosphopantothenoylcysteine decarboxylase
Exons: 1
Coding region: 1-576 (191 amino acids)
Biological process (GO): coenzyme A biosynthetic process
Cellular component (GO): phosphopantothenoylcysteine decarboxylase complex
Molecular function (GO): FMN binding; phosphopantothenoylcysteine decarboxylase activity
Source: RefSeq, a predicted model, not a curated record